AUGAAAAAAUCAGAACUCAAGCAGUGCUCUAAAUAAGCAAGAUUUCAUAAACUAUUAGAUAUUGAAAGUGUUAAGGACUAAAUGCUUGUUUGUUAUUAAUAAGAUUUCCAAUCAUUAAAACAGUUCUAUUCUAAUUUUGAUCCUGAUUUUGUUGAAUACUUAAAAGAUCUAUACUCAACAAGCUUUGAUGAAAUUUAUAAUAUUUAGGAGAUUUUAAAAAUAGUAUAGAGUAGAUUAAAACAUGGAGAGAAAACAUUAAAACAAAGCAUUAGAAAAAAUUUAAUUUAAUUAUUGUAAUUGGAAUAGCCAGUUCCAGCAUUAGUAUUCUUUUUAAAAAUCACACCAAUUUCAUUUGAAAUUCAUUACAAAGAGGAACUUUUAUUAAUUCUUGAUACUAUGCUUUAAAAAUUUAAUUUUGAUUUAAGAUCUGAAAUAUAUAAAAGUCUUUAUGAUGCAUUAAUAGAAACAACAGAUGAAGAAAUAAUAUUAUUAAGUAUAAAACUAUUAAAUUCAAAAUUUGAUUUUACAAAUUAAUUUAAUUAAAAAUAAUUUGAAAUACUAGAUUAAAUAAAUGGUCAAAUUGUUUAAAUUAAUUUAUAAGAUUCUAAAGAUAUCAUAAUUUAAUUGGUAAAACAUUUUAAAGAAUUUCAUGAAAAAUUAAAAAAUAAAAGACAAAGUUUAGAUUAAGUAAAAUCUGAGAAAUUCCCUUAAUUUGUAUUAAAAGUUGUAUUAAUGCUAUUAAAAGAGUAAGAAAUAGUGAUUCCAGAAUUACUUACAUUUUUAUUUUUCAAAGAGACUCCAGAUAAGAAAAAGUGUAUAGCUAUAAAAUCAUAAGUAAAAGAAAUUUAAAAGAUGUUUGAAAUACCAAGAAUGAAAUAAUGUUUAAAUUUAUUAAAGAUAGAUGAUAGUAUAUUUUCAAAAGGUGCAAUUGGUUAUGAAUAAGUUUACUCUAUCUGUUAAAAAGAUUAUCCAAUAUUUCUAAGUUUAAAACUUAAUGGAGCACUUAUUUAAUAUAUAGAAUUCCUCCAUUCAAUGACACAUAUCAAUACUGAUUAAUUCAUUUAAGUUUUUCAUAAUACUGCAUUUGAAGACUUUUUGACAUCAAUAUGGAAUAUAUGUGGAAAAGAAAUCUAAUAAUUGUUAUAAAAUAUACUUAUAGAAGAUUUAGAAUAUGCUAAAUAUGGUUCCAAUAUUUUAAGAAUUGGUACAUUUUUAUAUAGAAUCAAAUUUAAAUUAGAAAAAAAGAUUAUUAAUAAUAUUGAAAAAGGUGGGGAUUUAGAAGAAUAAUCUAUUGAAAGAAGAGCAGAUAGUAUGAAUCCUCUAUUUAAAACAUUUAUCACAUAUUUAGUAUCAAAAUAAAUACCAUUUCCAUUAAUUCUUAAAACUUUAAAGAUGGAUUAUUAUAAUCUUAAAAUAGGAUACAGAAUAACUGAUAUGAGAGAACUUGUAGUUGAUCCAAAAUUUAAAAACUAUAUGAAAUAAUAUCAUGGAGUUAUUUGUAAUAAACAAGAUCCUGAUGAAAAUUUAGAUCAUAUUAUUACAAGAUAAUAUCCUAUUAAAGCUAAUAAUAAUGGAAAAAAAUAUGAAUUAAAUUGGCCUAGGUUAAUUAAAAAGUAAGUUAAAUUAAUUUUUGAAAACAGAGAAUUAUUGCAAUAAUAAUUAAUAGAUAUUCAUUAAAACUAAAAUUUCAUCAAAGUUUAUAAUGAAUUAAUUAAAAUUAAUGACAAUAAUAAAAAGAAAAUGUAGACAAAAGAAAUCUUGAUAGAAUUAGUUGAAUAUAUCAAAUCAAUUGAAAAUUAUCAGUGA
This is a messenger RNA of Paramecium sonneborni, 1806 nucleotides long. The record is from the annotation of a GenBank genome assembly. NCBI's taxonomy places the organism in Eukaryota, Ciliophora, Oligohymenophorea, Peniculida, Parameciidae.